Molecule: messenger RNA, 1909 nt
Organism: Coregonus clupeaformis (lake whitefish)
Lineage: Eukaryota; Metazoa; Chordata; Actinopteri; Salmoniformes; Salmonidae
Product: G protein-activated inward rectifier potassium channel 1
Biological process (GO): regulation of monoatomic ion transmembrane transport; potassium ion import across plasma membrane
Cellular component (GO): plasma membrane
Molecular function (GO): G-protein activated inward rectifier potassium channel activity
Source: RefSeq, a predicted model, not a curated record
AAGUCUAUCAUCUGACUGAACGCGUGCCCAAGCAGACAGCAGCAGCUUGUGGGGCGAGCCCGAAGAACAUGCCACUCCUGGAGUGGUCUCCAGCGCGGAAGGAGGACAAUCGGCUUGGAUCCGUUUGGAUUUUUCAAGGACACAUCAUUUGCAUUUUUCAGUGAGCUUCUGUCAUACUGUCACAUCACAACAACGAUGUGAAGCCCGGGACUACAUAAAAGUUGGCCAACAAGGACUGAGGUGUCAAUAAAUGCUAGAAUGCAUAUUUAUUCGACUGAUACAUGGAUUGUAAUGUAUCUUUUUUGUUAUCACUAUUAAUUAACCUACAAGCAGGAUCAUCUCAUGACGAGCAAGUGAAUAUUAUUGCAUCUCUUGAAUAGUGGUGCCAAGCUUGCGUAAAGCCAAUUUGGUUCAGCGCAAAUCGGUCAUUAUGUCUGCGAUACGCAGGAAAUUUGGCGAGGACUACGAGGUAGUGAACACCAAACGGGACAUGACUGUCUCUGCACCCGUGAAGAGAAAGCGCCAGCGGUUUGUGGAGAAGAACGGCCGCUGUAACGUCCAGCAUGGUAACCUUGGCGGGGAGACAAGCCGAUAUAUCUCCGAUCUUUUCACCACGCUCGUCGACCUGAAGUGGCGUUGGAACCUACUCAUAUUUAUAUUAACCUACACGGUAGCCUGGCUCGUUAUGGCAUCUAUGUGGUGGAUAAUAGCCUACAUCCGCGGUGACAUCAAACCACAAGGCCACGACUCGUCAUACACCCCGUGCGUCACGAACGUCUACAACUUUCCGUCUGCUUUCUUGUUCUUCAUUGAAACAGAGGCUACUAUCGGCUAUGGUUACCGCUACAUCACAGAAAAGUGUCCGGAAGGCAUUAUUCUUUUUCUCUUCCAGUCUCUCCUGGGUUCUAUAGUGGACGCAUUUCUUAUCGGCUGCAUGUUUAUCAAGAUGUCCCAGCCGAAGAAGCGCGCGGAGACGCUCAUGUUUAGCCAGGAUGCCGUUAUCUCGCAACGGGACGGGAAGUUGUGUCUCAUGUUCCGAGUGGGGAACCUGCGGAACAGCCAUAUGGUGUCGGCCCAGAUCAGGUGCAAACUCAUCAAGUCUCGUCAGACUCCAGAGGGGGAGUUUCUACCUCUGGACCAGUGUGAGCUAGACGUAGGAUUCGGGACGGGGGCAGACCAGCUCUUCCUGGUGUCCCCUCUGACUAUCUGCCACGAGAUCAAUUCCAAGAGCCCCUUCUUCGACCUGUCCCAGCGCUCGCUCAUGAACGAGGAGUUUGAGAUCGUGGUCAUCCUGGAGGGCAUUGUGGAAACCACUGGUAUGACGUGUCAGGCGCGGACCUCCUACACGGAGGACGAGGUGUUGUGGGGCCACCGCUUCCUGCCCGUCAUGUCCCUGGAGGAGGGCUUCUUCCGGGUCGACUACUCCCAGUUCCACAACACCUUCGAGGUCAACACUCCUCCUUACAGCAUCAAGGAGCACGAGGAGAAGAACUCUGACUUCCCCAACCCUCCACCAGGCGUCCCCACCCCUCCCCUGGGGAAUGGGGGCCAGGGCCGGGGCCGCAGGGAGAGGAUGCUGUCAGUGGACUUUGCCGACCAUGGAGAGGCUACCCAGGAACAAGCGAUGGGGAGGCUGCCCAGCAAGUUACAGCGUAUGAGCUCUUACAAGGAGGACCUGACUCAUUCAGAGCGGAGACUUCCCCCUGCCCUGAGCCCCAUGCUGGCCCCAAACCCAACCAUUGUCCAGAUCCCUUUGCCUGAGGGUGGGGGGCGGCAGGAGGAUAACCUGCCUGCCAAACUGCGCCGAAUGAACACUGACCGUUGACAUUGACCGUGGACAAUUGACCGUUAAAUGACUAUUAAUCGGCGGAAACAAACAGACUCCCCAAAAAACUCUAAAUAGAUAUAG